This is a messenger RNA of Dimorphilus gyrociliatus, 1795 nucleotides long. NCBI's taxonomy places the organism in Eukaryota, Metazoa, Annelida, Polychaeta, Dinophilidae. The record is from the annotation of a GenBank genome assembly.
AAUGUUAAAGCCUUCAGCGAAUCAUCCUGUCCUAAGUUUACAGGAUAAAGUAGGGCAGGAUUUCUCAAAGGACGAGAAUGAGGAGAGGGGUAAUUGGCCUGGGCGCAUGGAUUUUUCGAUUGCCUGCUUGGUAAGCACAAUAGGUUUGGGUAAUGUUUGGAAAUUUCCCUAUCUAUGUUCCAAGCAUGGAGCAGGAACGUUUAUAUUCGCCUCCGGGGUUUUUCUUAUAGUAUUGGGUAUGCCAUUGUUUUUAUUGGAAACAUCUUGUGGUCAAUAUACGAGCCAGGGUGUCAUGUCUUGUUGGGAAUAUGCUCCUAUUUUGAAUGGAAUCGGAAUAUCAAUGAUUGCAGUAUCAGCUAUGCUUGUCAUGUACUAUAAUACAUUGCUGUCAAAUGCACUUUGGCAUGUUUUCUACGCAAUUAUUCAUAGUGGUGACAAAAAUUGGCUCAAUUGCGAUAACGAAUGGAAUACUCCUUACUGUUCUGGUCUAAUUGAAAAGGAAACAGCUGAAUUAUGCGAAGCCAGCGCAAACAAAUCAGUAUUUAAUACAUCUAUUGAUUAUGCUAACGGUAUUUGUAUGGGGAGCAGAUUAUUAACGUUUGGUGGAAAAACUUCUUUAUAUCACAACGUACCUGUUGGAAGAUAUGUGAAUAGUUCGAAUCCUACUCAAAAAUCGAAAAACAUAUGGUUUCUUCCAACCGAAGAAUUUUUCUUCAACAGGUCAAAGCAUGUGAAUAAUCAUAAUAUGGAAAAUUUCGGUACACUCCAAUGGGAAAUGGUUUUAUCUUUAUUCGCUGUUUGGUCUAUUAUAUUCCUCGUUUUAAUGAAGGGAAUAAGAGUUUAUGGCAAGGUUGCAUACUUUACCAUCUUUAUCAAAAUAGUACUAUUAUUAUUAGUAUUAAUUCGGGGAUUGACUCUUGAUGGAGCCAAGGAAGGUUUAGAUAUUUUGUCCCGUUUUGACGUGGAAGAAUUAAAAAGUGCAUCACUCUGGGGCGAUGCCGCCGAACAGAUCUUCUUCUCGUUGAACAUUGGCCUAGGAUCGCUGAUAAGUUUAGCAAGCUACAAUAGAUUUCAUUACAAUAUUAUUAAAGAUGUGAUGGUUGUGCCAAUUUUAAAUUUCAUUACAUCCAUCGCAUGUACGCUGAUUAUCUAUUCAAUUAUUGGUAUGUUCCUUGAAGAAGCCGAACUACAAGAUAGAGACAACUUAAUGCAAUCGGGUGUGAAUCUGGCUGGAAUGUAUCUAGUACAAUUAAUGGAUAUCUACGUAACUAAAUGGUCAGCUCUAAUUAUAUCACUAUUAGAAUGCCUCAUGAUAAGCUAUUUAUACGGAGGUAAAAAGUUCACCGAAGAUAUUUCAGUAAUGUUGGGAGAUAUGAGAAGAUUUCCGUGGAUUCCUUGGAAUAUAUUGAAAUAUUUAUUCAUCGUAUUAUGGUCAGUUUUAACACCCGCCUUAGCAUUGGCCGUUUUCAUUUACGGGAUUGUUCAGUACUCUAAACCAAGAUAUGGGAACUAUGUAUUUUCAUCAUGGGUUGAAACUUUAGGCCUUAUAUUGGGUACCUUUCCUGUAAUGGUUUUAGCAAUUGUGCUUUUCAUUUAUUUAAUAUAUUACAAAGUGACCAAAUCGAGUUUUAUGGCUGCUUUUAAAGCAUCUAAGUAUUGGGGACCAAGCCUGACAAAGCAUAGGGUGCUAAUAGCACAUUCUAACGCAUUCGAAGUUGACCCUUAUAAGAAAGGAAUCGAUUUUAGCGAUUUAUUACAUAUGCAAAUGGAGAAAUCAACCGCUUCAAAUGCCUAA